AGAUGUAUACUGAAGAAGCCAGAAAGAUACUCCCACUUCUUAGUUUAGCAACAAAAAUGAGUUGAGCUGAGUUUCCACUGAAGUUAUCUAACCCAAAAUGGUUGACCAGAUAGAAUCAGAAAGCAGCAGAAACAGUUUGGUAUUUGCAGUUAAUGGAGAACGUUUUGAUGUGCCCUCUAUAGAUCCUUCUACUACUUUGCUUGAGUUCUUGCGUUCUCAAACUCGUUUUAAGAGCGUCAAGCUCAGUUGUGGUGAAGGUGGUUGUGGUGCAUGCGUUGUCUUGCUAUCCAAAUAUAAUCCUGAGCUUGACCAAGUCGAUGAUUUCACAGUGAGUUCAUGUCUCACACUACUUUGCAGUGUGAAUGGAUGUUCGAUUACCACAACUGAAGGUUUGGGAAAUAGCAAAGCUGGUUUCCAUGCAAUUCACCAAAGGUUCUCUGGCUUCCAUGCUUCUCAAUGCGGCUUUUGUACUCCUGGGAUGUGUGUGUCACUGUUCUCAGCUCUUGUUAAUGCUGAAAAAACCCAUCGUCCGGAACCCCCUCCAGGAUUUUCCAAGUUGACAGUUUCAGAAGCUGAGAAGGCUAUUGCUGGGAAUCUUUGUCGCUGUACUGGAUAUCGAUCCAUUGUUGAUGCCUGUAAAAGUUUUGCUGCUGAUGUUGAUAUAGAGGAUUUGGGAUUUAACGCGUUUUGGGGAAAACAAGAGAGUAAAGAAGUGAAGAUUAGUCGAUUACCUCUUUGGAAACGUGAUGAUCAGAUUUGUACAUUUCCGGAGUUUCUAAAGAAGGAAAAUAAGUCUGCUGCAUAUUUGGAUUUAAAGAAAGUUUGCUGGCUCAGUCCUGUUAGUAUUUCAGAACUUCAAAUCUUAUUGGCAAAUACUGACAAUAAUCAACACUCAGUUAAAUUGGUUGUUGGCAAUACUGGUAUGGGUUAUUAUAAGGAAGUAGAACCUUUUGAUAAAUACAUAGACAUAAGCCAUAUUCCUGAGCUUUCAAUGAUUAGGAGGGAUCAUACAGGAAUUGAAAUUGGAGCAACUGUGACAAUCUCUAAAGCUAUUGAAGCUCUGAAAGACUAUGAUAAAGGUGAGUUUCACUCUGAAGGAGUGAUGGUGUUUAAAAAAAUUGCUGCCCACAUGGAAAAGAUUUCUACAGGAUUUAUAAGGAAUUCUGCUAGUGUGGGUGGAAAUCUGGUGAUGGCACAGAGAAAUAAUUUUCCAUCGGACAUUUCCACUGUACUUCUUUCUGUGGAUUCGAUAGUUACUGUAAUGACUGGUCAUAAAUGUGAAAAGCUUAGGCUCGAAGAAUUUUUGGAGAGUUCUCCGUUGGAUGCUAAAAGCAUACUUGUAAGUGUUAAAAUCCCACAUUGGGAUCCUUGUAGAAAUAGAACGUCUGAAACCAAAAGCACAUUAUUGUUUGAAACCUAUAGAGCUGCACCUCGACCUCUUGGAAAUGCAUUGUCUCAUUUAAAUGCUGCUUUCUUGGCUGAAGUUUCUCCAUCUAAAAUGUGUGGUGGAAUAAUGAUAAAUAACUGCCAGUUGGCUUUCGGUGCUUAUGGAACUAGACAUGCUAUGAGAGCAAGGACAGUCGAGGCUUUUUUAAUUGGAAAAAUGCUAAACUUAAAUGUUCUAAAUGAAGCUAUAAAGUUAGUUGAAGCCUUUGUGGUGCCUGAAGAUGGUACUUCAAAUCCUGCCUUUAGGUCAAGCCUGGCUGUUGGUUUUCUAUUUCAGUUCCUCGUCUCCUUAGCUGAAACAGAAUCUAAAAUCUGUAGUGACCAAAUGAAUGUAUAUACUGACACUGUGUUGUCGAAAGCUCUGAAAAUAAAACAGACUGAUGACCAAUUUGAUCAAACUGAAUUUCCAACACUCUUAUCGUCUGCAAAUCAGGUUUUGGAGUUAAGUAGGGAAUAUUAUCCAGUUGGUGAGCCGAUCAUAAAAUCUGGGGCUCCUCUACAAGCUUCUGGUGAGGCAGUGUACGUGGAUGACAUCCCUUCUCCGGCAAAUUGCCUCUAUGGAGCAUUUGUUUAUAGCACAAAACCUUUGGCACGAAUAAAGGGUAUAAAAUUUAAAUCUAAGUCAGCAACAUAUGGAGCCACUGCAUUGAUUUCUUACAAAGAAAUUCCAGUAGGUGGGGAGAAUGUUGGUUCUAAGACCAUAUUUGGUACUGAGCCUUUAUUUUCAGAUGAGCUUGCUCACUAUGCCGGUCAGCGUGUUGCUAUUGUGGUUGCAGAUACACAGAAAAAUGCAGAUAGGGCUGCAAAUCUUACAGUGGUUGACUAUGACAUGGAAAAUCUAGAACCACCCAUACUGUCUGUAGAGGAAGCAGUUGAGAGAUCUAGCUUUUUUGAGGUUCCUCCUUUUCUCUCUCCCAAACAGAUUGGUGAUUUAUUGAAAGGAAUGGAUGAAGCAGACCAUAAGAUUCUCUCUGCAGAGAUUAAACUUGGGUCACAAUAUUAUUUCUAUAUGGAGACACAAACUGCCCUUGCUGUGCCAGAUGAAGACAACUGCAUGGUGGUUUACAGUUCAAUUCAGUGCCCUGAGUUUGCACAUGCUACAAUUGCUAGAUGUCUCGGUAUUCCUGAACACAAUGUUCGUGUGAUUACAAGAAGAGUCGGGGGAGGUUUUGGUGGAAAGGCCAUAAAAGCAAUGCCUGUUGCUACAGCAUGUGCAUUUGCUGCACACAAAUUAUGCCGCCCAGUCAGGAUAUAUGUCAAUCGCAAAACUGAUAUGAUAAUGGCAGGAGGAAGGCAUCCCAUGAAAAUAACUUAUAGUGUAGGAUUCAAAGCCAAUGGGAAAAUUACAGCUUUGCAACUUAAUAUAUUAAUCAAUGCAGGAUUCUCUGCAGACAUAAGUCCAGCAAUGCCUAGAAACAUGCUUGGUGCACUAAAAAAAUAUGACUGGGGUGCUUUACAUUUCGAUAUAAAGGUGUGUAGAACUAACCUCCCAAGCAGAUCAGCAAUGCGAGCCCCUGGUGAGGUACAGGCAUCAUUUAUCGCUGAAGCUGUAAUUGAACAUGUAGCUUCUACUCUUUCCAUGGACGUGGAUUCUGUUAGAAAUAUUAAUCUGCACACAUAUAAUAGCCUCAAUUUGUUUUAUGAGGGAAGUGCAGGUGAGUUUAUGGAGUAUACUUUACCUUCAAUCUGGGAUAAGUUGGCUGUAUCUGCAAGCUUCAAACAAAGAAGUGGAAUGAUAAAAGAGUUUAAUAGGUCUAAUUUGUGGCGAAAGAAGGGUAUUUCUCGUGUGCCUAUUUUGCAUGAAGUGACUGUUAGGCCAACUCCGGGGAAAGUAAGCAUUUUAAGUGAUGGGUCUGUUGUCGUGGAAGUUGGAGGGAUUGAGCUGGGCCAGGGACUGUGGACGAAGGCUAAACAAAUGGCUGCGUUUGCUCUCAGUUCUAUCCAGUGUGGUGGAACGAUGGAUUUAUUGGAGAAAGUAAGGGUUGUACAAACUGACACCUUGAGUUUAAUUCAAGGGGGUUUCACUGCUGGGAGUACAACAUCUGAGUCAAGCUGUGAAGCAGUUAGACUCUGUUGCAGUAUCUUGGUUGAGAGACUGAUGCCCAUCAGGGAAGGAUUGCUCCAGCAAAAAAUGUGUUCAAUAAAUUGGGAGACACUGAUUCAACAGGCAUAUGGACAAGCUGUGAACUUAUCUGUAAAUACUCUCUUUGUACCUGAUCUUUCUUCCAUGUCAUACCUAAACUAUGGAGCUGCAGUAAGUGAGGUGGAGGUGAACCUUCUGACUGGAGAAACAACAAUUUUGCGAUCUGAUAUUGUUUAUGACUGUGGACAAAGCCUCAAUCCAGCUGUGGAUUUAGGACAGAUUGAAGGAGCUUUUGUACAAGGAAUUGGUUUUUUCAUGUUCGAGGAAUACCCAACAAAUACAGACGGCUUAGUGGUUUCAGAAGGCACAUGGACUUAUAAGAUUCCUACUGUGGACACCAUACCUAAACAAUUUAACGUUGAAAUAUUGAACAGUGGACAUCACCGGAAUCGUGUGCUCUCUUCAAAAGCAUCUGGUGAGCCACCAUUACUUCUUGCUGUUUCAGUUCAUUGUGCUACAAGAGCAGCCAUUAGAGAAGCGCGACAACAGCUUCAGUCAUGGACUGAGUCUAAUGGAUUUGAUUCAAAAUUCAAUUUGGAGGUUCCUGCCACCAUGCCAGUAGUCAAGGAGCUUUGUGGGUUCGACAAUGUGCAAAUGUACUUGCAAUGGAGAAUUGAUGGAAGAGAAUAAAAGCAAUACAGAGAGCUUGAAUUCCCUUCUCAACAAGGACCAAUAUGAAAAAGAACUUGUUUUUUUAAUGAGGAUCAUGAAUAUUUAUAAUAAGAAAUAAUAAUGAGGAUUGAAAGUCAAAUUGUAUUUAUAUUGUAAAAAUUAUCAGUAAGUAUUAAUUUGGCUGUGCAGUGCAAUAAACUCUUGCUCGCGGAGUA
This is a messenger RNA of Mangifera indica (mango), 4416 nucleotides long. Its product is annotated as abscisic-aldehyde oxidase-like. Gene Ontology annotation, molecular function: iron ion binding; FAD binding; aldehyde oxidase activity. The record is from RefSeq and is a predicted model, not a curated record. The transcript is spliced from 10 exons. NCBI's taxonomy places the organism in Eukaryota, Viridiplantae, Streptophyta, Magnoliopsida, Sapindales, Anacardiaceae. The coding region runs from base 98 to 4219 and encodes 1373 amino acids.